Erigeron canadensis is the source of this 1420-nucleotide messenger RNA. RefSeq names its product 11S globulin seed storage protein 1-like. Gene Ontology annotation, molecular function: nutrient reservoir activity. Lineage: Eukaryota; Viridiplantae; Streptophyta; Magnoliopsida; Asterales; Asteraceae. The coding region runs from base 1 to 1344 and encodes 447 amino acids. The record is from RefSeq and is a predicted model, not a curated record. The transcript is spliced from 4 exons.
AUGGCUAACAACAUCAAGAUCUCUCUUUCUCUAAGCUUUCUUCUUCUCUUCCAUGGAUGCCUUGCUUUCCAACCAUUCCAACAACAGCAACAACAAAAUGAGUGCCAAAUUCAAAGGAUUAAUGCGGUUGAACCUAAUCAAGUUAUUCAAGCUGAAGCUGGUUACACCGAGUUCUUUGAUGCCAAUGAGCAGCAAUUUAGGUGUGCCGGUGUUGAGGUCAUUCGUCACCAUAUCCAACCACAAGGGCUUCUCUUGCCUUCUUAUGUGAACACCCCACUCAUGGUCUACAUUCUCCAAGGAAGAGGUUAUCAAGGCAUAAUGUUCCCUGGGUGCCCGGAAACAUACCAGUCAUCCCAACAAGUAUCACAAGAAUCAUUCGGAGAUCGCCACCAGAAGAUCCGUCACUUCCGUCAAGGUGAUGUCAUUGUCAUCCCCACCGGCGCUCCUCACUGGAUGUAUAACGAUGGACAAGAAGAGAUUGUUGCUGUUGUUUUGCUCGACUCCACCAACGCCGAAAACCAGCUCGACCAGUUCCACAGGAGAUUCUUCCUUGCUGGAAACCCGCAACAAGGACAAAAGCAACAACAACAUCCUGAAGAGGGUUCAGCCAACAUUUUCCGUGGAUUCGAUCUCGAAAUCCUUCAAGAGGCAUUCAAUGUUGACCAAGAAACAGCUCAGAGGCUUCAAAGCCCAGAUGACAACAGAGGUCACAUUGUGAAGGUGGAAAGAGGUCUUCAAGUUGUUAAACCACCAACUAGAUUUGAACAACAAGAAUAUCAACAAGGUGGACGUAACGGUAUCGAAGAAACCGUUUGUUCAGCCACGAUUACAGCCAACAUCAACGAUGUGUCUCGGGCCGAUUUCUUUAACCCACAAGCUGGAUGGUGUUCCAACCUCAACAGCUUCAAACUCCCCAUUCUCCAAAUGGUCCAACUUAGUGCCGAGAGAGGAGUUCUUAACAGGAAUGCUGUAGUGUCACCAUACUGGGUCACAAAUGCACACAGCAUCAUCCACGUGACACAAGGAAACAUGAGGAUGCAGAUAGUGAACCACCAAGGACAAGCCGUGUUUGACGACCAGAUCCAAGAGGGUCAGAUAGUGGUGGUGCCACAGAACUUUGCUGUUGCCAAACGGGCCGGAGAACAAGGGUGCCAAUGGAUCUCUUUCAGGACUAAUGACAACGCCAUGGUUAGCUCAUUGGCGGGUCGCACUUCGGCUAUAAGGGCAAUGCCGCUCAGUGUGCUCGCGAACGCGUUCCGUUUGUCGGAGCAAGAGGCUUGGAGCUUGAAGAACAACAGGCAGGAAACUAUGAUGUUUAGCCCGAUUAGUUCGAGGCCAUACUAGGGGAUCCUGCUGUAAAAGGAGCAGCAGGUUGUAUGUUUUGGAAUAAUUAAUAAAAACUUUGAUGUUUUACCGUCGA